Helianthus annuus (common sunflower) is the source of this 1255-nucleotide messenger RNA. RefSeq lists its product as uncharacterized. NCBI's taxonomy places the organism in Eukaryota, Viridiplantae, Streptophyta, Magnoliopsida, Asterales, Asteraceae. The transcript is spliced from 4 exons. The record is from RefSeq and is a predicted model, not a curated record. The coding region runs from base 103 to 981 and encodes 292 amino acids.
UGUGUGGUGCAACAAAUAAAAGCUAGAGAGAGAAACACAAACACAAGUGCAAGUGCAACCAAUAUGUUUCUCUAGUUCUUCAUCUCUAUAAUUCCAAUUCAUAUGAGGAUCAGGAAGCGUUUUUUAUCUCUUUAUGGAGGUGUUACCGCGUUGUCCGAUCUUCACGGUGGCAACCACAACAACCACCAGCAGCCACCACAGCUGGUGCAACAUCUAGAACUGCACCCAAAUGGGAAUCAAUGUCACAACCAUCUUCAGCCAUCUUCCUCCGAUCACACCACGCAGAUCGGACUUCCACCCGAUAUUCGGGGUUCAUCCGGUGACCGCAGCGACCGAAACAAGACCAAGAUCUUUAAGGAGUUGGAGUCUGAUGAGAAGAAACAGCCAAUCAAGACUGACUUCAGGAAAGAAAGCAUCUUGUGUGCAGAAGCAAAGAAUCAUGAUCUUGUUAUGAAAGGAUGGCUUCAAGGAGAUUGCUUGGUUCCAACAAAAAAGAAAAGAGGAAGCUACGGGAGAAGAUUGAACAAUGAUAUUGUGCAAGAUAAUGAGAAGAAUGAUGAUAAAUGUGUGGCAAUGAGUUCAUCAAAGAAGAACAUCAAAAAGGAAAAGAGAGAGGGUGUGAUAAUGGAAGGAUCAAGGUGUAGCCGUGUAAACGGAAGGGGGUGGAGGUGCAGCCAACAAACCCUUGUUGGGUACUCAUUGUGUGAGCAUCAUUUAGGCAAAGGAAGGGUUAGAAACAUGACUAGUACUGCACGGGCACAAGCUAUUGCACGAAAAGAUAAAAAAGCGGAAUCUCCAUCCAUAGAUCAUGACGAGGCUGAAGACGAUAAUGAUGACGAUGAAAAGGAUGAUGAUGAAGAGUUCAAAGAUUGGGAUGUGGAGUCAAUGUCAUCCAUGGAGGGUACGAAGGUAUUCAGUAAAAAGACGAAGCUUGGGGUGGUAAAGGCCAGAUCUUUAAGUAGCUUGUUGAGCCAAUUAUAAGCAGUUAAAGCAUUGUGAUAGCAUGUAUGUUCAAUUAUAGACUGAGGAGAUAUGAUACCGGAUCAGAUAGGCGAUGGGAAUUUGCUUCUUCACAUUCCAAGAGACAAACUGUACAUGUUAGUUUGUUUAAAGCCGUAGUUAUAUUCAUAAUUAUAUCUCUAUGCAACUCUUGUAUUCACUCAUGGACAGCUUCUUUUUCUUUGAUUAGCUAAUAUCUCUAUCAAACUCUAUCAUAUCUCUAUAAUAUAGUGUUGGUGGUGUAUAUUUUUAUAGA